Messenger RNA from Rubroshorea leprosula, 893 nucleotides. The record is from the annotation of a GenBank genome assembly. NCBI's taxonomy places the organism in Eukaryota, Viridiplantae, Streptophyta, Magnoliopsida, Malvales, Dipterocarpaceae.
GGUUGGUAUUGUUGUAGGUCUCUCCCUGUUAUCCCGAAUCAACAAAGUUAAGGAAUUCCUCCUUCAAGCUUCCUUUGCAAAGUACUACAAAUUCUUCCCCCUUAUGUGCUGCAAAUUCAACUGUCGACCAGCUAAUCAACUCUUCAACUCCAAAGGGCUAACCCUUGAUGACCUAGUAGUGCUCUUUGGUGCACACACGAUUGGGUUCGCCCACUGCAAACACUUCCUGAACCAGCUUUACGAUUACCAAGGCACCAAGAAGUCGGACCCGACCAUCGACCCAAGACUCCUUAAGGCUCUAAGAAUGUCUUGCCCGCACUUUGGUGGCAAUGCCGACAUUGUUGCUGUAACACCCCACAUACCUUAGUGAAUAAUUUAAAAAUUAAUGUCCUUUAGUUUAUAGUUUUAGGGAUUACAUUGAUUGAAUUUAAAGUUUGGGGGUUUUAAGUAGAAUUUAGUAGGGGUUGAAUGACCAUAACUCAGUUAUCCCAAUUUUGCUUACCACAUGGCAUUGUCCCAACCAAGUUUUUUUUUCUUUAUUGGUGGAAACUUGGAUAAGCCUCCAGAAGGCUCCCAAAAGCCCCAUUUUGUUUUCCUACGCCUCCCUCUUCCACCUACAUCCUUUUCUUCCUUCUUUCUCCAACCAAGGUUAAGGUGCCUUUUGUUAGAUCAGUAGAUCGAGGUAACAGCCUCUCGGUUUAGGAGCUUUUGGCACAGGACUCGCAUGCUCGUUGUAUGUACAAGCUAGGGUCUCGUGUUUUCGAUAAGGAGGCAGAUCGAUGUGUUACCAAAACAAUGACUCAGCUUUUGUUUUUUUGAAAAGCUUUGGAGAAGAAUUUGCCUCAUAUAAUUUUUGUGUAAAUUAGCUUUAUGUAUAAAAUUUUUACAUUAAU